Messenger RNA from Colletotrichum orchidophilum, 1563 nucleotides. RefSeq lists its product as uncharacterized. Bases 1 to 1563 code for a protein of 520 amino acids. NCBI's taxonomy places the organism in Eukaryota, Fungi, Ascomycota, Sordariomycetes, Glomerellales, Glomerellaceae. The transcript has 2 exons. The record is from RefSeq and is a predicted model, not a curated record.
AUGUCGAGAGGUGGAGUCAAGUCGUCAUCCCCACGGCCCCGAUACGUCUGGAAGAGUUUGCGACAGGCUUGGAAAAGCAAUCCGCACAGGAAGCCGAACCGCGUCGCGCCGCGACACCACGACUCGAAACCCCCCAUCUCGACCGACACGGAUCCGGGACCAGGCGUUGAAGCCAUCGCGACACUGGUGUUCAGUCGCCGCCCCGCCGUCAACAUGUUUGGCAUCUUGGGCGCCCGCGACCGCAGCGACGGCACCGAGGAAUAUGCCUCGUUUGAUGAGCUCUUCGCGGCGCUGAAGACGCGUAUGCAAAAGGAUGGGUACAAGGUCGUCAAGUCGCGUACGCAUCGAAACAAGGUCGGCGGCACAUACGAGAAAGGGAGCGAGGUCGUCAGAUGCGAUCUCGUCUGCGACCGCGGUGGGCAGCCUUACAAAUGCACGGCGACACAGCUGAAGACGUCCACCAAGAAGACCAAUUGCCCUUGGAAGGCCAAGGCCGUCAAUCGCAAGACCCUGGGGAAAUGGAUCUUGACGAUCAUAUGCAGCGAACACAACCAUGAGGCGCGCACGCCUGACCCGCCGACCGAUGAGGAGGAUGCCGAUGCCGAAGGAGAUGCCGACAUCGUUCAGGACGUAUCAGUUGUCCCAGACGUGCAGAGCUCUGGCCCGGCCCCAGAUCCCACAACAGCCGCCCUUCUUGCUGCAGUUGGUGCCUCCCCAAACACGAUGCGCCUCACUGGCGAUACUUUCCACAACUUUAAGUCGGAAUAUCGAAAGAUGUCGAAACCAGAACGCCUGGGCAUACUAGCCCAGAUGCAACUGCGCAUCGCGGCUAUAUACGCUGUCGAGAACGAGGACAUGCAGCGGCAAGAAAGACAGGCCCGGCAGGAAAAGAAACACCAGGAGAUUGAGGAGAGUCGACGCAAAUCACAAAGCACACAACAACCACAGCAGCAGGCACCACAGCAACAACAGCCGCAACCACAGCCGCAGCAGCAGCCGCAGCAACAGCAUCAACAACCUCCUCAGCCGCAGCAACAACAGCAGCAUCAGCAAGUGCAGCAUCAGCAAUAUCAGCAACAUCAGCAACAUCCCCAGCACCAGCAGCAACAAGUACAGAAUCAUAAUCUUAACCACAACCACAACCACAACCACAACCGGGUUCAGCAGCAGAUGAACCAAAUGUCCCGGGAUGGCAUGGCCGGUAUGUCCAAGCACCCGUUCGAGCAGACCACCCACGACGAACACGCGCAAUAUAGAGACCGACAAGCAGAGAUUGAGGAGCGCAACCAAAGGACAAUGCAGAUGCGUGGGCAGCACCUCAACAACGCUUUCCAGCAGCAGAAUGCCGUCCAGCAGACGCCCAUUCCCGUGCCCCAGUUUGGCAUGCAGCCGGCGCAAGGCCAGCCGGCAGUGUUCCAUUCAUACACGGCGCCGCCUACAAACAAUGCAAUGCCAAAGGGAGCGGCGGGUGGCUCGCCGGCCACGGGUUCAAAGAGGCGUGGCCGGCCAAAGAAGACGGCCAUGGACCAGAGCCUCGACGCCAGUCUUCACAUGGGGAGGUAG